Haliotis rubra (blacklip abalone) is the source of this 4829-nucleotide messenger RNA. Its product is annotated as protein phosphatase 1 regulatory subunit 12A-like. NCBI's taxonomy places the organism in Eukaryota, Metazoa, Mollusca, Gastropoda, Lepetellida, Haliotidae. The record is from RefSeq and is a predicted model, not a curated record. Gene Ontology annotation, molecular function: protein binding.
GACCCCAUUCACCAGCCCGUGUUGGCCGCCUCCACGUCGCGGGAAGGGGGGAGGGAAUGUGUGCAUUCUGGCGUUCUGCAACGACGUUGUUGUGGGACGUCGUGACAUACGACAAGCCAGGUGGAUUAGAGAGUGCAUCGCCAGAGUUUAACCAAGGAUUACCUCCGAUUUUGGCCAGCUGACAAUAUUUCUUGACUCGUCGCUACGGCAUCUGUGGGAACUAGCUGUUGGAUUCCUUCUGUUGCCGGUAGCCACUUACAGCUUCAAGAAGACUGAAGACCGAAAUGAAGAGACACAAGACCAGAGUCUGAUUGGCUGAAACUAUGGAAUCAAAGGAAAAAGAUAAUCUGCCCCCCAAUGGGGUGUUGACCUUCACCUUGUUUGUUAUACUCCCCACGGAGGACGUCUGUUCGCUCCGGAAUCUUGCGUCAGGCGUCACCGUACGUGAGUUAAGAUCUCGUCUGGAGUUGAUGGCGGGAAUUCCCGCGCAGAUAUAUCGCCUGGUAUGUUCCGAUGACGUCGCACUGCACGAGGAACACCGACUAGUGCUGGACAAGAAUGUAUGGGACGGGUUCAUUGUUCGUAUCCAGCUGCAUGAAAGUUGGCUGCGACUUUUCAAGGCUGUUCUGGCAGACGACGUUGAUCACGUGAUACAUCAUGGCGCCGUAAACUUUCAGAAUCAGAAGGUCGCCAGCCCUGGCGAGGAAGGCAAAUUCAAGGACAUCAUGCAGGAACGAGGCUUUGUGUCUUUAUUCAUCGCGAGCUACUAUGGUCAUCUGAAGAUGUGCCAGACGCUGCUCUCUCUGGGUGUCAGUGUGAACGGAAGGACGCCAUUUAAACGGACGCCAUUGCAUGCCGCGGUCAGCCGGGACCAAGACCAUGUCAUGGACGUCUUGAUCCAACAUGGCGGAUCUGUUGACGUCAAAGACGCGGUGGGAGAUACUGUUGAAAUUGUUGCAAGAAAAUGUUUCGCUAAACAGUGUGUCAGGAAGUUAAGAGUUCUGAAGUUACAAGGCUCUGUUACCAAUGGGUAUGUUUCGUUGAAUGGACAAAAUUCAAACAGGAAAAUAAAACCAUUAAUCCCCAGUCCUCCGGCUCAACAACCGCCAUCUAGGCCAACAACAAGCAACAACAGAUCGAGGCUCAUUAAACGUCAUACUGUGCCGUCAGUGAAUUCGAAAUCUGAGCCGCUUCCGGUUGGAAGUGAAGAGGAAGUGACGUCAUCGCAUCAACAUUUCAUGUGGGAUACCGAUACUCGUGAAGCUCGGAGUUCUAGUGCUUCAAGGUACCGUUUAGGGACCCCAGGCAAUAAUCACGUGAUGCCGAGAAUUGGAACGGCUAGUUCUAAAUAUAGUGUGUCGUGGGAUGACUCGACUCCCCGCACCCCAGGGCGCCACACCCCAAACAGACAUGGAUCGCUUCCUCACAAACAGUCCAUACUCAAAAACAAGGGAGAGAACUUUGCCACCGUUCCCCCACGAAAGUCAGGAAGCAGGGGAGUUUCGGGUUCGAUACAUGUGCCAUCCCCUCCCCGUGCCCCCAGUGAACAUGGUAGUCAGAUUUCGAUUGCGUCGGCGCCGGGGAUGGGUCAAGACCUUUCCGGGAACAAUUCGGAUGCACGGAGCGUGGAGAGCGCACCUGAGCUGCAGAAUGAAAGUCAGGGUGCGGAUAGCAGUUGUAAAGACUCCUCCAAAAGACCAAGAACGAGGUUGUUGGUUUCCCGAACUCGGACAAACGAGUCCUGGAGGACGAUGAAGCGUCGAAUACAAAUGGCUGAGUCUAAGAAAAAGAUGGCGGUUGAUGACAAGCUGAAGAAGAAGGAAACAUUUGACGAGUGGCUAAACCGGAAGCGGAAACAAGAGAAGCGUGACAGCCGUGAGUCCGACUCCGAGGACAGUGUUGACAGUGACAACGAGGGAGGUAACUCUCAAGCCUUCAACACCUGGUUGAAAGAGCAACGAGAGCGGCAGAUUACCCGGCCUCAAACGGUAACUGUGGCUGAUCUGUACAGACGACGGACUCGCCCUCUGAAAGGACUGGUGGCCGUUACUGACCACAUCGACGUUACGCUAAACCACAACGACAACAUGGUGGCGCAUAGGAACUGGCGUGAGAGGAAAUGUGGCGGAGGAGAAGUAGAGCAGACGACAGGGUUGGAUGAGGAGAAGAAAAAGGUUGAGGAGAAGAGGCAGAGCUUACUGGCAAGAGCUGUGUCGUAUGACGAGUGGAUGGUGCACACGGAAGAGAGGAAGCGGUUGAUGCAGAGGAUACUGAACGCAAACAUGACGGAGCUGCAGAAGAUCGAGGAAGAAAGGCUGAAGAAGAGGGUGUCACGGCAGGUGUCGUAUGGCCAAUGGCGGGAGAAGGUGGAGAAAAGGAAACAAUGGACAGCACUGCGCAGGGAACGACAGCGCAUCAAACAGGAAGAGGAAGAAAAACGUCGAGGCGAUUUCCGCAGCAGCGCGAGUGUUCCUCAUGAUAUCUGGAUGAAGAAAAAGGAGGAAGAGAAUAAGAUGAGGACGGAGAAGGAAAAGGAAAACGUGAGAAAGGUCAAGGCCAGACCAAAUGAGGAUAAAUCUGCUGCGUUUGACCGAUGGUUGGAGAGAAAGCACAAACAGGAUAUGGCAGAGAUUCAAACGCAGAUUAAACGGGAGAGAGAUAUGAUCAAAGUCCUAAGAGACAGGCGAUUGGCUUCCGUCUCCACUUGUUGAUACAGGGUAGGUACAUAUGGAUGAAGAUCUGAUCUUCAUCUCUUAAUGUGUUGAUAUGACCAAGGCAAUUGGUGGAUGUCGAUACAACGAGGUACAUCAUACCUGCAGAAUAACUCGACACCUCCAAACCUUUGAAUACAGUGUAGGAUAGAACUGAAGGAAAGCACAUGGGAAGACUAACGCCUCACCAGGUUUGCGGGGGUAAAUCUGAAUCCUGGAUGAAGACUGAACUCCAAAUGAAGAUCAGGAACUACACUUAUGGUUACUUCAGACGAACUUCGAGAUAGGAAAGCGACUUGAUACUCAGGAAUGCGAAUGGUAGAACUAGAACACAUUCAAACUACCUUUCACUAUAUGCACGUUUCAGAAUGCUGGAUAUUGCGUUCCUGUCUGUUAUCAGGUGACGAAGAAUGCAAUCCUCUUCGAGCACAUCAUGGUGUCUUCGCGACAAGUGUAUAUCCUCCGAUUAACAACUUAUUAUUCAAGGAGAAUGGCGCUCAGAGUUGCUCAUGCAGGGUGCACAAAGCGAUCUUAUCGCUAAGGUGAUCGUAACUCCCAUACAGACUUUCGGCUGGAGUAGCGCUAAGGCUUCUUUGUACAACGGCACCCAGUGCGCCUUCGUAAUGGAGGCCGUGUUGGAGGGAGAGUGUGUCGUGUGUCAUGUGACUUGCACGACACGUGGACGAUGUAGCAAUCGGAAUAUAUCAUUUGUAGUAAAGGCACCAUUAAAUACCAAAAGACUUGUUGACACUCACUAUUGGGAUGUCUACGUAUACUUCUAUGCAAGGAAACAUUUAUCUGUGUAUGGUUUAACGGGGUUUCACGGAACCUGUGUUCGGAUCUAGAUGGGACACGUGACCAGAGGAUCCAGGAAGAUCCAGUGUUGGAGUGUGAGUGUACGAACAGUGUACAUUAUCAACAUGCAUCUUAGUGCCAUUUGACUUCAUUUGGAUGGAUUUAUUCACAAAGAACAGAAUUAUUCACAAGAACUUUCUAUACUUAUCGGACAACCUCGCUCAUGAUUAUGAUUAUGUCCCAAUACUACUUAAUUCCAUGAAAACCUCAAAGUCCGGGAGAAAUUAGAAUAUGAACUGUCGGGCAAAAAAGGCAUACACUUGAAAAUUUGAUUUGAAACAUUCCAAACAUUAUCAAAAUGUUACUGGGCUGAUAACAGUCGACGAAAGAUUCGUAAAUACAUCUCUGAUACCCGUAGCAAAUAUGUCACCAUCGAAUAACUGUUUCUUUACUUCUUUCAUUUUACCUACCGUGAGUCAUGGGUGUAUUAUAUGUUUUGACCGGCACUUUAACUUGACUAAACCGUUGUUCGAAACACACUGAGUGUUCCGAAUACAUUCGAAUGUAUGUCGAGUUACCCGUGGUGUGUCGGACAUCAGUGCCUAUACAGUGAUUUUAAAGUGACCAUUAGGUUCUUACAGGUCACUUCGAGAUAUCGGAGUUCGAAUUAACGAGUUAUAUAUUAUUUUUAAUGCCGAAACAUUUGAUCACUUGUUCGUCGGGAUGCCUCGCCCACAUCGCUGUCCAAAACAUAUACAGUUGGCAGAACCGAUGGACGGGCAGGAAGUGCUCACCCCUAUCCUCCUUUUAGACUCUUUACUAGACUAGACUCUCAAUGUGUUUUGAUCACUUCAUAGUGCGUCCCCUCUCCUGUACAAUCUCCACCUCUGCAUGCACUUUUGUUCUUAGAAAAUGAGAAAUUAAUUCAACAUCACGCACAGCUUGCACUGCCUGCUGAAUUCACGAUCGUUGACAGGAACGGGGAAGGGGAAACCGACGCAUUAGGCAUCAGUAUUCCUGGAAUAAGUUUACUUUGUCUAGUUUUAUUUUCAACUGUUACGAAUUCACACUUGACCUUCUUCGCAACUAUUUGUUCAAAUGCAUGAUUUUAUGUGCGCUUCUCUCACUACCACAUCGUAUUUCCCUGAAACCACAAUUUGCGUCGACGUCUUUGUUUACCCCUGGCAGUGUUCAGUGUGCAGCAGCCAUGGCUCUGUUGCUUGGUACUUAUUCUGCAUAAGAAAUGCAGUUACCGUGACGAUACUUUACCCAUUUGUAAAACUGCACAUAAGCCGUAUGAUAUGAAAUACAUCUUUAGAAAAC